CAGCUAACUAGCGUCCCCCUGCUCUGCUCUGCCUCCUUUCGUCACAGCCUCGCCUCGGCGGACGACCAACAAGGUCGCCGGCCAGCCAGGGCGGACGGUCGCCUGCUGCUGCUGCUGAACCCUGCACCACCUCGGCGGCGUCGUCCUCUUCGUCAGCUAGCAAAGCAUUCCCUGGCUACAUAGGGAUCAGCAGUCACGCCACCAAACAGCCUUGGGAAUCAGCUGGCGCGGCUUGAUUGAUUAGGGCGCGUGGGGACUCUCCGGAGAGAGCAGACAGACUACUCGAUCCGUCGUUCCAAGGCGUUGGGACGUACUUGGGGAGAGGGAUACCCACCCAACCGAGGCGGGCGAUAAUGUCGCUGGAGGUGGACAACCCAGCUGGAGGAGCAGGCGGCGGCGGCGAGUCGGCCAACCGGCUCAGCCUGAAGCGCCACGACUCGCUCUUCGGCGACGCGGAGAAGGUGUCCGGCGGCAAGUACCACGGGUCCGAGGGCAGCUGGGCCCGGACGCUGCACCUGGCCUUCCAGAGCGUGGGCAUCAUCUACGGCGACAUCGGGACGUCGCCGCUCUACGUCUACUCCAGCACCUUCCCCGACGGCAUCAAGUACAACGACGACCUGCUGGGCGUGCUGUCGCUCAUCAUCUACACCCUCAUCAUCAUCCCCAUGCUCAAGUACGUCUUCGUCGUGCUCUACGCCAACGACAACGGAGACGGCGGCACGUUCGCGCUCUACUCGCUCAUCUCGCGGUACGCCAAGAUCAGGCUGAUCCCCAACCAGCAGGCGGAGGACGCCAUGGUGUCCAACUACAGCAUCGAAGCGCCGACCUCGCAGCUGAAGAGGGCGCAGUGGUUCAAGCAGAAGCUCGAGUCCAGCAGGGCAGCCAAGAUCCUGCUCUUCACCCUCACGAUCCUCGGCACGUCCAUGGUCAUGGGCGACGGCACCCUUACGCCGUCAAUAUCUGUGCUGUCUGCGGUGAGCGGGAUCAAGGAGAAGGCGCCAAACCUGACUCAGACGCAAGUGGUCUGGAUCUCCGUGGCGAUUCUCUUCCUGCUCUUCUCCGUCCAGCGCUUCGGCACCGACAAGGUUGGCUACACCUUCGCCCCGGUCAUCUCGGUGUGGUUCGUCCUCAUCGCCGGCAUCGGGCUCUACAACCUCGUCGUCCACGACGUCGGCGUGCUGCGGGCCUUCAACCCGUGGUACAUCGUGCAGUACUUCAAACGGAACGGGAAGGAAGGGUGGGUUUCGCUUGGCGGUGUCAUCUUGUGUGUCACAGGCACGGAAGGCAUGUUUGCUGACCUAGGACACUUCAACAUCCGGGCCGUUCAGAUCAGCUUCAACGGCAUCUUGUUCCCAUCGGUGGUACUGUGUUACAUCGGCCAAGCGGCGUACCUGCGGAAAUUCCCGGAGAACGUCGGAGACACCUUCUACAAAUCCAUCCCAGCACCUCUGUUCUGGCCAACCUUCAUCAUCGCAAUCCUUGCUGCCAUCAUCGCAAGCCAGGCGAUGCUCUCUGGCGCGUUCGCCAUCCUCUCCAAGGCCUUGUCGCUGGGCUGUCUCCCCAGGGUGCAAGUGAUCCACACCUCCAAGAAGUACGAAGGGCAGGUGUACAUCCCGGAGGUGAACUUCAUGAUGGGGCUGGCCAGCAUCAUCGUCACCAUUGCCUUCAGGACCACCACCAGCAUUGGCAACGCAUACGGGAUCUGCGUGGUGACCACGUUCUCCAUCACCACCCACCUGAUGACCGUGGUGAUGCUCGUCAUAUGGAAGAAGCACAUCGUCUACGUCCUCCUCUUCUACGUGGUGUUCGGCCUCACGGAGAUGAUCUACCUCUCGUCCAUCCUGUCCAAGUUCAUCCAGGGCGGCUACCUCCCCUUCUGCUUCGCGCUGGUCCUCAUGACGCUGAUGGCGACGUGGCACUACGUCCACGUGAAGCGGUACUGGUACGAGCUGGACCACAUCGUGCCCACCAACCAGAUGACGGCGCUGCUGGAGAAGAACGACGUGCGGCGGAUCCCCGGGGUGGGGCUCCUGUACACGGAGCUGGUCCAGGGCAUCCCGCCCGUGUUCCCCCGACUCAUCAAGAAGAUCCCGUCCGUGCACUCCAUCUUCCUCUUCAUGUCCAUCAAGCACCUGCCCAUCCCGCACGUGCUGCCCGCGGAGAGGUUCCUGUUCCGGCAGGUCGGGCCCAGAGAGCAGCGCAUCUUCCGCUGCGUCGCGCGCUACGGCUACAGCGACGCGCUGGAGGAGCCCAAGGACUUCGCGUCCUUCCUGGCCGACAGGCUCAAGAUGUUCAUCCAGGAGGAGGUCGCGUUCGCGCAGAACGACGCGGAGAACGACGACGAGGCGGCGACGGACCACCAGGCGCCGCCGAGGCCGCCCAGGCGGUCCACGGGCUCUGUCGUGCACAGCGAGGAGGCGAUCCAGUCGAGGGGGAGCACGCACUCGGGCCGGAUCACCUUCCACGCCAGCCAGACGGCGGAGGAGGAGAAGCAGCUCAUCGACCGGGAGGUGGAGCGAGGGGUGGUGUACCUGAUGGGGGAGGCCAACGUGUCGGCGGGGCCCAACUCGUCCGUCCUCAAGAAGAUAGUGGUCAACUACAUCUACACGUUCCUGAGGAAGAACCUGACCGAGGGCCACAAGGCGCUGGCCAUUCCCAAAGACCAGCUGCUCAAGGUUGGCAUCACGUAUGAAAUAUAGGCCAAGCUUUUUCUUGGAGUGCAAAGCGCAAAGUGCCGCUGUUGGGGUUUAAUAAGUGGGCUUCGUUUUCUAUUUUGUCCGCCAAACAGGGAAAAAAAGAGAGAGAGAGUGGGCUUCUUUGGUUUGGGCUGGAAGGUUCCUUUUUAUUCUCUGUACAGUGUGGUUUUAUCAGGAGUGCAAGCGAAAUUGGAAAAAGCACAGAGGUUUCCUUCUGUUCUCUGUACGUUUUUACCAGGACUUG
Messenger RNA from Zea mays, 2940 nucleotides. RefSeq names its product potassium high-affinity transporter. Gene Ontology annotation, biological process: potassium ion transmembrane transport. Gene Ontology annotation, molecular function: potassium ion transmembrane transporter activity. Bases 354 to 2699 code for a protein of 781 amino acids. NCBI's taxonomy places the organism in Eukaryota, Viridiplantae, Streptophyta, Magnoliopsida, Poales, Poaceae. The transcript has 9 exons. Gene Ontology annotation, cellular component: membrane. The record is from RefSeq and is marked validated.